AUGGCUCCUAUCACGGAAGAGGCCGUUUCCGGUCUUAAGGAUAUCAUCGGCAAGCUCGAGGCUCGGGUUGAGGAAUUGGAGAGCCGUCUCAGCAAUGGGUCUAAACCCAAGUCUGUUGCAGAGCAGAUGCGCAUGGUUCUGAUGGGACCUCCUGGUGCAGGCAAGGGUACCCAGGCACCUGCACUCAAGGACAAGUACUGUGUGUGUCACUUGGCUACCGGAGAUAUGUUGCGGUCUCAGGUCGCCAAGAAGACUGAACUGGGUAAAGAGGCCAAGAAGAUCAUGGACCAGGGUGGCCUGGUCAGUGAUGAGAUCAUGGUCAACAUGAUUAAGAGCGAGCUGGACAACAACACUGAGUGCAAGAACGGUUUCAUCCUGGAUGGCUUCCCUCGUACCGUUGCUCAGGCUGAGCGCUUGGAUGACAUGCUUGCUGCCCGUCAACAGAAGCUCCAGCAUGCCGUCGAGCUGCAGAUCGAUGAUGCCUUGCUGGUGGCAAGAAUCACUGGACGCCUAGUUCACCCGGCUUCUGGACGCUCCUAUCAUAAGGUGUUCAAUCCUCCUAAAGAGGAGAUGAAGGAUGAUAUUACCGGCGAGCCUCUCAUUCAGCGAUCUGAUGACAAUGCUGAGACCCUGAAGAAGCGCCUUGGAACAUACCAUGCUCAAACCGCCCCUGUCGUGGAUUAUUAUAAGAAGACUGGUAUCUGGCGGGGGAUUGAUGCUAGUCAGGAACCGGGUCAAGUGUGGAAGAGCCUUCUCGGCGUUUUCCGGCAGAACUAA
Molecule: messenger RNA, 777 nt
Organism: Aspergillus bombycis
Lineage: Eukaryota; Fungi; Ascomycota; Eurotiomycetes; Eurotiales; Aspergillaceae
Gene: adk1
Product: adenylate kinase ADK1
Exons: 4
Coding region: 1-777 (258 amino acids)
Biological process (GO): ADP biosynthetic process
Cellular component (GO): cytoplasm; mitochondrion
Molecular function (GO): AMP kinase activity; ATP binding
Source: RefSeq, a predicted model, not a curated record